Molecule: messenger RNA, 1020 nt
Organism: Heterostelium album PN500
Lineage: Eukaryota; Evosea; Eumycetozoa; Acytosteliales; Acytosteliaceae
Product: DHHC palmitoyltransferase family protein
Exons: 4
Coding region: 1-1020 (339 amino acids)
Molecular function (GO): palmitoyltransferase activity
Source: RefSeq, a predicted model, not a curated record
AUGUCAAUUCAAUGUACAAUCUCAUCAUUGAUCAUCAUCAUCAAUAUUGUUUAUUUAUUUAUUUUGUUUGCAUUGACCAGUCAUUGGAUACUGGUGUUUCAUCCACUACGAUUCUUAACAUCGAUAUUCGGUCAAAUCUAUAUAGUAUUCUAUCAUGUAUUGUUCUUUAUGUUAAUCUAUAGUUAUUGGCAAUCAAUUGUCACGCCACCUGGAUAUCCUUCGAAGAAUUGGUAUCCAGAAGGUAAAAGUAAAGAGGAAUUAGAUGAGAUUGUUGAUAAUAUAAUGGAGCAACGCAAGAAUAGUAACAAUCAUUUCAAACCACCUUCACACAUAAGAUAUUGUGUAACCUGUAAUAUAUUUAAACCGCCACGCACGCAUCAUUGUCGGCACUGUAAAAAAUGUAUAUUGAAGCAAGAUCAUCAUUGUCCUUGGAUAGCGAAUUGCGUUGGCUAUCAAAAUCAAAAGCCAUUCCUGCUGUUUCUAUUCUACACCACCGUAGUAGGUACAAUAUCGACGGUGUUUCUAGUGUUCAGUGCAUUCUACGUACUGAACGUAUCGAUUCAGAAUGCAGAAGAUCCGACACCAGUUACAAUCAACAACAACAACAACAACAACAAAGAUAUCAUAUUAUCAACAUCAGAAGAACAACAACAACAUCAAGAUCUUGAAUUUCUAGUAUCAGGACCAAUGGUUACAGUAUUAUAUAUUUUAAACUUCUCAACUAUUAUACCUGUUUUGCUAGGUGUCUCGGGUCUCUUUUACUUCCAAUCGGGUUUCAUCUUUAGUAAUCUGACGAGUGUCGAGCGAUAUGAAAGAAAAUCAGAAUAUAAAAUUGCUAAAAGAAAUGGUGUUGGAGAAGAAUAUAGAUGGAGAUAUGAUAGAGGUCCAAGAAAUAAUUUUAAAGAUGUUUUCGGUGAUACAUUUAGGCAGUGGAUUUGUCCAGUUGGUUCUCCAAGAGGCGAUGGUAUCAAUUGGAAGUUAAAUAAUCAACAACAACAACAAUCUGAACAACUUGUUUAG